This is a messenger RNA of Nicotiana tabacum (common tobacco), 1041 nucleotides long. The record is from RefSeq and is a predicted model, not a curated record. NCBI's taxonomy places the organism in Eukaryota, Viridiplantae, Streptophyta, Magnoliopsida, Solanales, Solanaceae.
CUUACGGUUGAGUCUUCAUUUCUCCUUUCAUCCUACAAAAAAAGGUCAUUUCUGCAAAAUGUUAAACUGCUUACACCCUGUUUGGAAGAACCCCAUAACACUAGCUUCUUCUUCUUCUCCAUUUUUCCACUGUUUCCAAACAUGUCCCAAUUUGAGAAAUACUACCAAACAACUCAAUUACUGUGGUAAAAGUAAAAGACUUUACAGUAAAAGAAGAACAAGACUUGUGAAGUGUGGAUUUUUACCAGUUGAUCCAUGGGCACCAAAUGUUGAUUCACAAAGCAUAGCUUCACAGCUUUUUGCUUUUUCACUUUUCCCUUAUAUUGGUUUUUUGUACUUCAUUACCAAAUCCAAAACUGCUCCUAAGCUUACACUUUUUGGGUUCUAUUUCUUGCUUGCUUUUGUAGGGGCCACUAUUCCCGCAGGAAUUUAUGCGAAAGUGCAUUAUGGAACUUCUCUAUCGAACGUGGAUUGGUUGCACGGAGGAGCUGAGUCACUGCUCACUUUAACCAACUUAUUCAUCGUGUUGGGUCUAAGAGAAGCUAUUAGAAAAGCCGGGAAUCCUGAAGAAGGCAAAACCAGCGAUGUCUCCAGAAUUAAAGAGGAAAAGAAGUCAUCUUUCUAGUACCUAUCCUCCUUUGUUGUUUGUAGACAUCAGUAUAUCAGCGGUUCAAAGAAAAAUAUUGUUUUUUCUUUGCCCAUCUGGUUUCGUUAGGUGUAUGCUAUAACUGACGUGCUGCUCCGGACCCUCUGGUCAAAAUUGUAUCUUCACCACAAGCAUAGUUGCAUCCGAUCUUGAUGCAUCAUCAGAGAAAUUGACGGCAUAACACAGACGUUGAAGAACUCAGAUAAUCAGCAUCUUCUCUGGCUCUCGUGUUUUUGUUGAUGGUUCUAGUUGUUCUUAAACUAUUUUACUUAUUUAAUCUGUUGGAAUUUAUUGUUGGAUCCUCCCGAUGAUAAUUGAAAUACAAUGCUCCGAGAAAUUCAUGUAAAUGGUGUGCUCCUGUUGAAAGGUUAAAUACUACUCCCUCCGUUUCAAUU